AUAGCCCCCGGAACUCUUCACUCCUGCACCGAUACCUGCCUGCAGCUGUGAUUCAUCGAUGGCCCAUCAAAUAUCAACGCUCCUUCUUUUCAAACCUGCUCUUGGUAUUUUCCCACAAAUUUAAUACAAUGUCCAGAUCUGUUAACGUCGCUAUUAUUGGUACCGGUGUCGUCGGCGCCGCCUUCAUCAACCAGUUGAAGAACCUCCAAUCCGUCAUCACCUUCAAUGUGGUAUACCUCGCACGCUCGCGUACCGCGCUCAUCGCUAGAGACUACCAACCGCUCGCAUUGGCCAGCUGGGAGGCUGAUGUUCAGGCUGCAACCACGCCUACUCUCGCAUUGAGCGAGUUAGCACAGUUCUUACGUGCGGGUACCGCGCCGGCGAUUCUUAUCGACAACACCUCCAACGAGGAAAUUGCUAGCUUCUAUCCGUCCUUCAUCGAGCAGGGAAUCUCCAUUGCUACCCCUAACAAAAAAGCCUUCUCGUCUGGCUUGCAGACUUGGAAGCAAAUCUUCGCUGGCGCCGCGAAGCCAGCCGGCGGCUUGGUCUACCACGAGGCGACCGUGGGCGCGGGUUUACCAAUCAUUGGAACCUUGCGCGACAUUGUCGCGACCGGUGAUAAGGUUCAGAAGAUUGAGGGAAUUUUCUCCGGGACUUUGUCGUACAUUUUUAACGAGUUCUCCACCCCAGAGGGCAAGGAUGUCAACUUCUCCGAUGUGGUUGCCGUGGCCAAGAGUUUGGGCUACACCGAGCCAGACCCUAGAGAUGACUUGAAUGGGUUGGAUGUUGCCAGGAAGGUUACGAUUUUGGCCAGAAUCGCUGGAUUUGAGGUUGAGUCUCCCACUUCCUUCCCCGUCCACUCCUUAAUCCCGAAGGCCUUGGAGUCCGUGAAAUCCGGCGAGGAGUACAUGGAAAAGUUGCCCGAAUUCGAUGGCGAUAUGGAGACCUUGAAGGAAAACGCCGCCAAGCAGAACAAGGUUUUGAGAUUCGUUGGUAAGGUCGACUUCCCUAGCAACACCGUUUCGGUAGGUAUCGAGGAGUACAGCUUCGACCAUCCGUUUGCCGCCUUGAAGGGCUCCGAUAACGUAGUCUCCAUUCAGACUGAGCGCUACCAGAACCCGUUGAUCGUCCAGGGUGCCGGUGCCGGUGCUGAGGUUACCGCCGCAGGGGUAUUGGCCGACGCCAUUAAAAUCGCCGAAAGAAUUGCUAAAUAGGUGUCAGAAUCGUAUUUGGAGAUUUUUAAAACGCGUAAAUCAAGGAAAUUAGCAGAAAUGACGGUCGGCAGUAGGCCACAGAUAAGGGAAUUGACUUUUACGGGCGUAUGUGUGAAUCUUAAUCUUGACAGAACGUCCAUAAGACUGUUCACAAAGUAGAAAGCAAUGUUGGAACCCCAUUCCAGGAGAAAAUAA
Messenger RNA from Babjeviella inositovora NRRL Y-12698, 1409 nucleotides. It is a transcript of the gene HOM6, whose product is annotated as homoserine dehydrogenase. Gene Ontology annotation, biological process: aspartate family amino acid biosynthetic process; L-homoserine biosynthetic process. The record is from RefSeq and is a predicted model, not a curated record. Gene Ontology annotation, molecular function: aspartate kinase activity; NADP binding; homoserine dehydrogenase activity. The transcript is spliced from 2 exons. NCBI's taxonomy places the organism in Eukaryota, Fungi, Ascomycota, Pichiomycetes, Serinales. The coding region runs from base 129 to 1214 and encodes 361 amino acids.